UCCAUGAUAAUCACAGAAGGAAAAAAGAACAGGAAACAGCCCAGUCUGUAAAGAAAUAAUAGCUGUAUGUCUAGCUUAAAAAAACAUUGUAGGCGCCACAUGGGACUGUUUAUUAAACAUCAAAUAACCAAAAAAUGGGGGAGAAACCCUAUAAAUGUAUGGCUUGUGGAAAGAGCUUCAGUCACAGCGGAAACUUCAAUUCACAUCAAAGAACCCACACAGGGGAGAAACCUUAUAACUGUGGGGAGUGUGGGAAGAGCUUCAGUCGGAGUGCAAAUCUACAGUUACAUCAAAGGACCCACACAGGGGAGAAACCCUAUAAAUGCAUGGAAUGUGGGAAGAGCUUCAGUCGGAGUGGACAUCUAUAUUCACAUCAAAUGACCCACACGGGGGAGAAGCCCUAUACCUGUGGGGAGUGUGGGAAGAGCUUCAGUCGGAUUGCAAAUCUACAGUUACAUCAAAGGACCCACAUAGGGGAGAAACCCUAUAAAUGCAUGGAAUGUGGGAAGAGCUUCAGUCAGAAUGGACAUCUAUAUUCGCAUCAAAGGACCCACACGGGGGAGAAACCCUAUACCUGUGGGGAGUGUGGGAAGAGCUUCACGCAAAGUGCUCACAUAGAUUUACACCAGAGAACCCACACAGGGGAAAAACCAUAUAAGUGCAUGGAAUGUGGAAAAAGCUUCAGCCAUAGUAGUGCCCUAAGGUCACAUCAAAGAUCUCACAUGGGAGAGAAGCCACAUAAAUGUAUGGAAUGCGGGAAAAGCUUCAGUCGGAGUGAACACCUCCAUUCACAUCAAAGGACCCACACGGGGGACAAACCAUACAUGUGCAUGGAAUGUGGUAAAAGCUUCAGUCGGAGUGGACAUCUCCAGUCACACGAAAGGAUCCACACGGGGGAUAAACCCUAUAGGUGCAUGGAAUGUGGGAAGAGCUUCACUCAGAGUGGACAUCUAAAUUCACAUCAAAGAAUCCACACGGGGGAGAAACCGUAUACGUGCAUUGAAUGUGGGAAGAGCUUCAGUGACAUGGGAUCCUAUGCAAAACAUCGGAAAACCCACACAGGGGAGAAACCGUACAGAUGCAUGGAAUGUGGGAAGAGCUUCAGUCAGAGCACCAGCCUUAAUUCACAUCAAAGAACUCACACAGGGGAGAAACCCUAUCAAUGCAUGGAAUGUGUGAAGGGCUUCAGUCGAAGUGGUCAUCUGCAUUCACACCAUAGGACCCAUACGGGGGAGAAACCAUAUGAGUGCAUGGAAUGUGGGAAAACUUUCAGUAACAGUGGGUCAUGUACUAGACAUCAAAGAAUUCAUGUGGGGGGAAAAAGCAUUUAGAUCCAUGGAAGGUGGAAAGGUCUUCAGUCAGAGUGGGCAUCUGAAUUCCCAUCGAAAAACCCACUCAGG
Molecule: messenger RNA, 1400 nt
Organism: Pogona vitticeps (central bearded dragon)
Lineage: Eukaryota; Metazoa; Chordata; Lepidosauria; Squamata; Agamidae
Source: RefSeq, a predicted model, not a curated record